Naegleria fowleri is the source of this 582-nucleotide messenger RNA. RefSeq lists its product as uncharacterized. Gene Ontology annotation, cellular component: negative cofactor 2 complex. The transcript has a single exon. Bases 1 to 582 code for a protein of 193 amino acids. The record is from RefSeq and is a predicted model, not a curated record. Lineage: Eukaryota; Heterolobosea; Eutetramitea; Acrasida; Naegleriidae. Gene Ontology annotation, molecular function: general transcription initiation factor activity; TBP-class protein binding; core promoter sequence-specific DNA binding. Gene Ontology annotation, biological process: RNA polymerase II preinitiation complex assembly; chromatin remodeling; positive regulation of transcription by RNA polymerase II.
AUGGGUUCAAACGCAGAGGACUUUUCUCUUCCAAAAGCCACUAUUCAAAAGCUGAUCAAGGAGCAUCUCGGAGACUCUAUCCGUUGUGCAACCGAAACUCGGGAUUUAAUUGUCGAGUGUUGUAUAGAGUUUGUACAAAUGAUCGCAGCAGAAGCAAAUACAAUUUGCGAACAACAACAAAGAAAAACUAUUGCUGGGGAACAUGUCAUUGAAGCGCUACAAAAACUUGGAUAUGGAGAAUAUAUACAAUCGGUUAAUGAGGCUCAUGCCCAAUUUAAAACAGAGAGUGCUAGACAUUCUAAAAAUUCAGACAAAUUGAAAAAUUCUGGAAAAACUCAAGAAGAGCUCAUUAGUGAGCAACAUAAAUUAAUUGCAGAAUCGCGUGCAAGACAAUACGGAAAUAUUCAAACACCAACAACAGCCAUGUCUGGAUUUAAUCCAUCAAACGCAUUUCCGAAUACCCCAGUGAUACAUCAACAACCUCAACAACAAUACUAUCAAGCUCCACCCAUGAUUCCUCCACCUCUUUAUAAUGCUGUUAGAGGAGAAAUAAUACCAUCUGCAUCCACUCUGCUUGAAUAA